UUUAGCGAUGGUAUGGAACUCGCUUUUACACCAUUAAAAAGUUCUCACAUUGGAGAGUUCGUGUGUGAAGCUAGGAACAAAAUUGGCGUCUCGCGCUCGAAUGUACUGCACGUACGGAACGUGACGCACACAAAAAUUCCGGACGGGGCACCGAAACGCUUGCGAUUUACGCUUUUCGCUGGCCAAUUUGUGUCACUCCAUUGUCCGACUCCCGAUGGAAUCCCAGCGCCGAAAGUGCAUUGGCAAUUAGUGUCGGGGAAACCGUGUGAAAAACCUUGCUCUGUCGUGGAUCCUACAGGAACCUUACACAUACCGUUUGUCAGCGUCGAAAAGGAUAACGGAUCCGUAUGGCAUUGCGUCGUUAGUCAGCUUGAGACAAAAAAAGUAUUUCAAAUAGUUACGCUGGAGAUUCGCCCACGGCCCGUCGAAUGCGCUGCAAAACCUCGUUGGCUUUACCUCAACAAACAGGUUGUUAUGAAAAAGGGCGAAAAUGCUGAGCUGUUCUGCGUGACCUCUGGUCCAGACUGGCUAGCUCCACGAUGGGAUAUUGAUAGUGCUCUGAAAGCAGCUGUUCACGGUAACAGCUCGAUGCCACUUCGAAUCGACUCGUCUGCAGUGGCCACAACGGGAAGGACACGUUUCCAUCUCACCUGUUCCAGUAAUGGUCUUACGAGCAGUAUUAUUCUUUCGAUUAAGGCAGCACCUACAAUUAUUUACCUACCGAAAAGAGAGGAUGUUAAUGAGGGUGACACAUUCUCUGUCGAUUGUGAAGCGACAGGUAUUCCAGCGCCUAAAAUUGAAUGGAGCUUCAAUGGAGAAGAUGUCCUCCCGUCUGGGAUGAGGAUUGAAAAGAAAAAUCGAAUUGCUGUAGACAAGGCUCAUUUACGCCACCAAGGAGUUUUGCGUUGUGUAGCAACUAACGUCCAUGGCACCAUCUAUCGGGAGGUACAAGUUAUGGUGUACAGUGCCAUGCCUCAAAUCAUAGCUGAACACCGAUGUUUUAUUGCAGUGGAAGGAGAUAACGUAACUAUUCCGUGCACGGCUCGCGGUCAUCCACAGCCUAACCUGAGGUGGUCCCAUAACGGAUCUCAGUUGAAGGUGGAUAAUCUUAAUCACACCCUCGAGCUCAUAAAUGUUCGUCAUGUGGAUAACGGAGUGUAUACUUGUCAUGCCUGUGGAGACGUAUGUGCUGAAUUUGACGUUACUUUAGAUGUACUUCCAGCUAAGCUUGAAAAAAUGCCACCUAAACCACUCGAAGCACUAGAAGGGGAUCAUUUAAAACUCAGAUGUGUGGUGAGGGGUCGUCAUCCCUCUGGUAAUAAGAUCCGGUGGAAGGUCAAUGGUACGUUUGUUCACGAAGGUGAAACAUACGACAUCGAAGAACCCCUGAAACAGGGAACAUACUCAUGUGAACUGAAUAACGGAACCAAAUUGGGAGCGGAUUUAUGGGAAGCUGAGUUACGAGUCCUGAAACGGCCGUCUGUGCCAAAACUUAAUGAGCAGUGUAGAUCGGGCGAAGUUAAAUUAGGCUGGGUAUCGAAAGCACAAGAAGAAUCUGUUUUGUGGUACGAAAUUCAGCGCAGGCCACAGAGGAAUAGAAGUUGGCAGUCGAUCGGCUCUGUCGAAGCAAACGCAGAUAACGGCGAUAAGAUGCUACAGUUUAAAGCUGAGCUGCCAAAAGUUAGGGAGAGCUAUACGUUUAGAGUCAUAGCACACAACCGCGCGGGAUCGAAUUCUUCAACUCACACGGAACUCUGCAAAGCUUCAACCGGAUAUCCGCCUCUACGAAGCCCUGAUGGGAUUAGGAUAACAAGAAAUGGCAAUCUGGUUCACGUUAACUGGAACCCGCUACAGCCACAUGAGCGCAACGGAGCCCAGUUCUACUAUAGUGUCUCUGUGCAAAAGAAGGAUGGGAAAGCUACCUCAUUUACUGUAAGCGAACCUUUGUUCAGCUACAUAAUCGAGCAAAUUUCGGAAAUCGGUACUACUGAAUUUACGAUACAGAGCGUUAAUGAGUAUGCAGAGUCCAGUCUCGAACAAUUUGUUUAUGAUUGUGCUGUUUCAAUGUCAAAUCUUAGCGUCGAACAUGUAAGCUCAACAUCGGUCCGCCUUCGUUGGGCGUGGAAAGCCGACGAGGAGGGCUGCGCUGACGGAGCGUUCAGUGGAGCUCUUGUGAUACGCCAAUUCAGCUACGACAGUAACAUCCACGAAUAUAAUAUUUAUGAUAAAAUCGUUGCGCAAAGCGGCCAAUCGAUGCCAACUUUACCCGAAAGCGAGGUCUUAGUUCAGCUAAAACAGGAACAACACUUGCUAAACCAGCUCGACGAUCAGAGGCUAUAUUGUGUGCACUUGCGCGCCUGGUUUAGGCCAGAUUUUUCUACGAAUAAUACUAUGAACAUUAGUUCAGCUGCUGCUCCUAGCAGCAAUUACGGCGAGCACCGCUGCUCCGCUUAUCCAUCAACCGGAUGGUGUAACCGAACGUGGGAAAGUUCCGGCGGCGAGGUAUGCUUCUAUCCGAGCGUCGUCUUCGAGGAGAUGCCGGUUUCACCUGUGCUAGAAUUGAGGAACGGCGUCGCGCGCCUUCUAGAGCCGCCUCCCAAUACUGAACUUUUCUACCACCAGCAUUCGGCGGAAAAGAACGUUAAGAACAAGAAUCAGCACAGGGGCGUCGACUACGAUAUUGAUGCCAACGAAAACAGCGAUGUCGGAGAGCAAACGCUAACUUCGCCGCAGUGGCUACGUAGCAACACAAGCGUUCAACUUUUACUAGAUCACACCUACUCUGUGCGGUUAGUUCAGCUAACUUCUGAAAGGGCGCUGGGGGGCACCGCAGUGAACCUCACGUCAGCUAGCACAGCGAUAUUUAGUCCCACAGCAAAAGGGGCUGUUACUGACCGCGGCUGGGACGACAGCGAGGUCCCGCCUACAUCGACGUCACCACCACCACUAGAAGUCGAUGAUCGCGCAAUAGGUGCAGCUGUUUUUGCCUCGACUUCAAACGGGGCUUCCACUUUCAGUGAACGGGUUUGCCGAUUGUCGCCUAUCGUGACGCUUCGCCCACGAAGCGAUCCAUCCUUAUGGCUGUUGUGGUUCGGCGGAUCCAUAGGUCUUUUGCUCAUGGUGUUCAUCACGUUGGUUUUGCUGUUUCGUAAAAGUAGUGGCAUGGAAUUUUUCCAUGAAGAAGAUAAUCCUGAGGGGACUAAGCAGACGACACUCAAUAACAGUAUGCAAACGGGUGAACUACUUGAUGGUGAUGAAAAUAUAUUCGUAACAAUAAGCGAGAGUAAUAAUAACUAGAGCGCUAUUAAACUAGGGUAGGAUUUGAAAGAUUCUAGUGAAAAUUGUGAGCAUUGUUCGGAACUCACUUAUUGGGCAAUUCCAGUUGUGAAUUGGUCGCUUUUUUUAAUUUAUGAUACUAUUGAUAGUUAAAGGGUAUAUGAGUAAUUAACAAGUGUUCUUUUAAUAUGCGUCCCAUGUUUACGGUAAUUAUAUGCUACACUCUCGGUUCAUAUACGCCGGGAAUUCUCAAUUCAGGAAACGAAGCAAAAACAAUCUAAAAAGAGAGAUUUGGAUUUUUUUCUUUUCGACCACUUUUAUAUAAGUAAUAUAUUGUUUUUCUAACGUGUGGUUAGCCUAUAUGUUCGAUAGGCGAUACGAUCAUUCUUAUAUCUCUAUUGGUUUGUGUUUAUAAGCGAAAUAAUAUAUUAUAUGUGGUCAAUGGUCGA
This is a messenger RNA of Varroa destructor (honeybee mite), 3725 nucleotides long. Its product is annotated as neural cell adhesion molecule L1.1-like. NCBI's taxonomy places the organism in Eukaryota, Metazoa, Arthropoda, Arachnida, Mesostigmata, Varroidae. Gene Ontology annotation, molecular function: protein binding. The record is from RefSeq and is a predicted model, not a curated record.